This is a messenger RNA of Trichoderma breve, 990 nucleotides long. RefSeq names its product GDSL-like lipase/Acylhydrolase domain-containing protein. The transcript has 4 exons. The coding region runs from base 1 to 990 and encodes 329 amino acids. The record is from RefSeq and is a predicted model, not a curated record. Gene Ontology annotation, molecular function: hydrolase activity, acting on ester bonds. Lineage: Eukaryota; Fungi; Ascomycota; Sordariomycetes; Hypocreales; Hypocreaceae.
AUGAGAUCAAUUCUAUUAGUUUCCAGCCUUGUUACGGCCCUGAACGCGGCAUCCCUACAUCCCAAAUCAGACUUCAAAUAUCUCAUCACAUUUGGAGACAGCUAUACUGACAACGGAGUACUACCAGCCGAGACCAAUGUCACUGCCAGCGGAGGUUUGACGUGGCCUCAAUACGUUAGAAGCAGCACCGGUGCGACUCUUUACGAUUAUGCUAUAUCUGGUGCGACAUGUGACAACAAUAAUGUGGCACGAUGGGCGGGAUUUCUCAAUGCGAACUUCCCGUCCAUUAUCACAGAUGAGAUACCCUCAUUUAAGAAGGAUCGCAAGACAGCUUUAUACCGUGGUGUAACUGCGGCAAAUACUGUCUAUGCGCUGUGGAUAGGCACAAACGACUUGAGUUAUACCGGCAUCCUCAGUGACUCGCAAGUAGCUGGAACAAAUAUUACCACAUACAUCAACUGUCUUUGGUCUACCUUUGACGCAAUAUACGCAACCGGUGGUCGGCGUUUCGUUUUACUCAAUCUGAACGCCCUGCAGCUUGUAGGGCUUUACCGGCCACAGUCUGAUGGAGGCGCAGGAGACAACCAGUUCUGGGCAAACAAGACGCUGUACAACCAGACGGAGUACGCCCAGAAGAUGCUCGAAUACACUACGUCGGCAAACACAAUAAUUGACUAUGGAGUUCCGUUCAAUCUGCUCGUUAAAAACCGCUGGCCAGGUGCUAAGGUGGCAGUAUUCGACAUACACAGCUUCAUCACCGAAAUCUACAACAAGCCGAAGAACUUUUUGGAGCCGCCACACAACGUGAAAGGGUUCUUUCAUCAUUGCGACGUAAACGGUGCAAAUUGCGUGGAUGGUCCGGGUUCACUCGAUUCCUAUCUCUGGUACGAUGAGCUUCAUCCUUCAAACAAAACAGAUUCUCUUAUAGCGCAUGAGUUUGUUCAAGUUGUUUCAGGACAUUCGAAGUUUGGUACAUACUGGGGCCAUUGA